Molecule: messenger RNA, 9604 nt
Organism: Anarrhichthys ocellatus (wolf-eel)
Lineage: Eukaryota; Metazoa; Chordata; Actinopteri; Perciformes; Anarhichadidae
Gene: nsd3
Product: nuclear receptor binding SET domain protein 3
Exons: 24
Coding region: 624-5513 (1629 amino acids)
Cellular component (GO): nucleus
Molecular function (GO): protein binding; histone methyltransferase activity
Source: RefSeq, a predicted model, not a curated record
GACUCCUCCUUUCAUUUCAGUGUGUGUGUGACUUAUAUUACAUUUGCUCCUCGACCUCCUUUUUUUCUGGCCCACAUUCUUUCCUAUGAAAGCAGAUGCCUUCAGAAGUAAACUACACAUCCCGGAGUGCUCCUCAUAACCCCUCCGGGUCCGGAUCUGUGGGAUUUUGGCGCUGAGCUGCAGGAGAAACCGACCACUAGGCCUGGACUAAAAAAAGAAAAAAAAGAAAAAUAAACUGGGUGCUUUUGUUAAACCAGAGGAAGAGGGAGCUAGAGAUUAUUAUUAAUAAGAAGACUACAGGAGGGCGACGAGAACUGAACACACAUCUGUCUGCAGCAGUGUUUCUACUAAAGGCUCCAGUCCCUACAUUGAAGAAGAGCCCAGCUUUGGGAUUGGGCAGAGACCAGAUAGCGUAACACCCCCUCCUCCUCUCUGUGGAGAAUUGCGUUAAAUCGAGAAAGGAAAAGGCCUGAGCUUUAUCUAUAUAACAGGACAUUUUUUAGAUUUUUUUUCUCCUUAUAUAUUAUACGAGGAACCGUUGCUGGCUGGUGUAUGUGUUUAGAAUGGGACACGCUGAAGGUCCAGUCAAAGAAAAAGACAGUUAAGGAUGCAGGAGCCCAACAAUGGAUUUCUCCUUCUCUUUCAUGCAAGGGAUCAUGGGAAAUACAAUUCAGCAACCCCCUCAGCUCAUUGACUCAGCCAACAUCAGACAGGAAGGCACCUGCGACACCGGCAGUGACCCCGGCGAGGAUGGUGGUCCCUCCUACGAUGCUGCCCUGGAUGCAGAGUUCUCCUAUCCGCCGUCGGCCUCGGAGGACAUGUCGCAUGUCUCCAACGGCUACCCGCCCGGCCUGGGCAUGUACGAGCCGCAGGCCAAGUUCUCCAUGUACUCGCAGUUCCCCAACGGCUCGGCCAACGGCUACGGGGCCAUACGGAGCUACGGCGAUCACGGCCUCAUGCCGGGGGAGGGGACGGUCCUGAGGGGCCCGGGUCUCCAGGAGAGGCCUUUGUCCCCCGUGUCCCCGCCUCUGCACCCGCACCUCCACCACCAUCACCAUCACCCCCAUCCCCACCACCACCCCCACCACCACGGUGCGCACCACUUCCACUCGAACCUGCCUCACAUACAAACCCAGCCGCACACGCAGAGUCCCCCGCCGCCGCCGCCCUCCCAGCACCACCUGCCCCACACGCCUCACAUCAUGACCCACACUCUUCCCCCUCCUCCCCCGUUGCUCCUGCCUUCCUCCAGUCCCCCGCCCUCCCUUGUGGACAGCACCCCUUCCUCUCAACCCCCCCAUGGUCUGUCCAACACCCCCGGUGGGGUGCUGAAGAAGACCAGCUCUCCAGAGAUCAAGCUGAAGAUCAUAAAGACAUAUCAGAAUGGGAAAGAGCUGUUUGAGUCUGCGCUGUGCGGAGACCUGCUGCAAGAACUGCAGAAGGAGUCUCAGAAGAACGAGGCCACUCCCAUUCAGCGCCGCCACGAGAGGAAGAAGGAGAAGAGGAAAAAGAGUGCGCGGCUGCAGCUGCAGGUCGAGGAACAGAACCUGGACCAGAGCCCGGCACAGGCACAGGCAGGUACCACGGAGCAGACAGAGGAAACCCACGUCCAGCCCCGGCCGACAGAGACGCCCUCGGCCCAGACAGAGAAGCCUCCGAAGACCGUUAUCAAAACUGAACCAAAGACGCCGAAGGUUCCGAAGGUCCACCAUCCGUCAGUGAUCCAGGAGACGGGCUUCUGUAAGGAGUUUGUGAUCGGAGAUCUGGUGUGGUCCAAGGUGGGCACCUAUCCCUGGUGGCCCUGCAUGGUCUCCUCUGACCCGCAGAUGAAGGUCCACACUCGCAUCAACACCAGAGGUCACAGGGAGUACCACGUCCAGUUCUUCGGCAGCGUCGCUGAGCGAGCGUGGAUCCACGAGAAGAGGAUAGUCCUGUACCAGGGGAAGCAGCAGUAUGAGGACCUUCAGGCUGAGACUCUGCGCAAGGCCUCGAACCCUGUAGAGAAACACAAACUCCUGAAGCCCAUCCCUCAGCGGGAGCGUUCUCAGUGGGAGGUGGGUGUGGGCCACGCCGAGGACGCCCUCGCGAUGUCACGGCAGGAGCGCAUCGACACCUACACCUUCAUCUACGUCGACCCAGACCCUAUCGAAGGCCCGUCCAGCAAGAAACCCGGCAUCCGAGCCGAGAAGCGAAACCGGCGCUCCAGCGGCUCGGUCGGUAAGAAGGAAGCGGGGGGAGUGAAGUUGCCUGAGAGAGAGCAGCCGCCGCGCCGGCUGCUGCCGCGCCGGCAGUGUAGCAUUUCGAACACGGAAGACAGCGCAAACUCCCAGGCCUCGCAGGAAGAGAAGAGCCAGAGGGGGGACCAGCGUAAGGCCGGCUCCCCGAAGCCGAACGUCGGCAGCGACGCGCGGCAGGACGCGCCGCCGCCGGUCAGGGCCUGGAAAACGGCCGCCGCCAGGAAGCUGCUGCCUCUCUCCAUCACCAUGAAGAGGCUGAACGUGGAGAUUACAAAGUGCGAUUGGCCUCUGCUGCAGAAAAAAGCUGCGCCGUCUCCGAAAAAAGAGCUGGAAGAAGAAGAAGAGGAAGAAGAAGAAGAGGAGGAGGAAGAAGAGGAGGAGGAGAAGGAGGAGACAGGGGCGCGGGAAGCCCGGCAGCCCGACUUGGGAUACUGCUCGCCCGAGGACAGCCGAGCUAAACCCGAGCCCAGUCCAGAGGAGGAGGAGGACGGGGACGGGGAUGGGGAUGAGGGGGAGGAAGAGGGGGAGGAGAGGAGAGGCUCCCCCGCCAGUCGAAGGAGUGAGGAGGGAGGAACGCAGCAGACCUCGUCUCCUGGAUCACACCACAGCAGUCCACACGGUUCUCAGGAGAGGAAGCUGCAGCGGCGGUCAGUCAGGAGCAGGUCUGAGUCGGAGAGAGGCAGCGAUCCCAUCCCGAAGAAGAAAACCAAAAAAGAACAGGCUGAGAUGGCUCCUGAGACCACGCUGAGGACUGGUUCACAGAAAGGAGCCAGUGAGAUCUCGGAUGCCUGCAAGCCCCUGAAGAAGAGAAGCAGAGCGUCGACAGACGUGGAGAUGGCUUCUUCUCAGUACAGAGACACCUCUGACUCUGACUCUAGAGGCCUCAACGACCCACAGGGUCUGUUCGGGAAGAACCUCGAUAGUCCAGCAGCAGCCGACGCAGACGCUUCAGACACUCAGUCCGUGGACUCCGGCUUGUCCCGUCAGGACGGCAGCACCGGCAAGAGGGACACCGUCUGCCAGAUCUGUGAGGUGUACGGAGAUGGCUUGGCGGUGUGCGAAGGCGACUGCGGCAGACAGUUUCACCUGGACUGUCUCGGCCUGACGUCCCUGCCCGAAGGCAGGUUCACCUGCCUGGAAUGCAGAAACGGCAAUCAUACUUGUUUUAGCUGUAAAACGGCGGGCCAGGAGGUGACGCGCUGCUCCGUGUCCGGAUGCGGCUGUUAUUACCACGAGGACUGCGUCCGCAAGCUCCCGGGCACAACCGGCGGUUUGGACGGAGGCUUCUGCUGCCCUCAGCACAGCUGCUCUACCUGCUGCCUGGAGAGAGACCUGCAGCGGGCCAGUAAAGGUCGCCUCAUGCGCUGCAUCCGCUGUCCGGUGGCCUAUCACACGGGGGACAGCUGCGUGGCGGCGGGCAGCAUGGCCCUCACCCAUCACAUCAUGAUCUGCAGCAGCCACGGUGGCGCCAAGCGGAACGGCCUCCUCACCUCCCCCAUCAACGUGGGCUGGUGCUUCCUGUGUGCCAGAGGACUGUUAGUGCAAGACCUUACUGACACCAUAUUAAGUUCAUAUGCCUAUAAGUCCCACUACCUUCUGACUGAGUCAAAUCGUGCUGAGUUGAAAUUACCUAUGAUUCCCUCUCCUUCGUCAGCUACCAAAAAGAAUGUUGGGAAAGGAGGCAAGUUGCUGUGCUGCGACACAUGCCCGGCUUCCUUCCACCCGGAGUGUCUGGAGAUGGAGAUGCCGGCGGGGGCGUGGUCCUGCAGCGAUUGCAGGGCGGGGAAGAAACCACACUACAAACAAAUUGUCUGGGUCAAACUGGGCAACUACAGGUGGUGGCCAGCGGAGAUCUGCAACCCUCGCCUGGUGCCGUCCAACAUUCAGAGCCUCCGCCACGAUGUCGGCGACUUCCCCGUCUUCUUCUUUGGCUCCCACGACUACUACUGGAUCAACCAGGGCCGCGUCUUCCCUUACGUGGAGAACGACAAGAACUUCGUCACGGGUCAGAUCAACAUCAACAAAACUUUCAAGAAAGCUCUGGAAGAAGCGGCCCGGCGGUUCCAGGAGCUCAAGGCACAGAGGGAGAGCAGGGAGGCUCUAGAGCAGGAACGCAACUCUCGCAAACCUCCGCCCUACAAAAUCAUCAAGUCCAACAAACCAGUGGGGAAAGUGCAGGUGCACGUAGCUGACUUGUCGGAAAUCCCGCGAUGCAACUGCAGACCAGCGGACGAGCACCCUUGCAGCCUCCACUCUCAGUGUCUCAACCGCAUGUUGCAGUACGAGUGUCACCCACAGGUGUGUCCUGCAGGAGACAGCUGUGAGAACCAGUGUUUCUCUAAGCGGCUGUAUGCAGAGACGGAAGUGAUUAAGACAGACGGCCGCGGCUGGGGCCUCAGGACCAACCAGGCUCUCAGGAAGGGCGACUUUGUGAUGGAGUACGUGGGCGAGGUGAUCGACUCGGAGGAGUGCCAGCAGCGGAUCAAACGCGCCCACGAGAAUCACAUGGCCAACUUCUACAUGCUCACCCUCACCAAGGAUCGCGUGAUCGACGCCGGCCCGAAGGGAAACUCGGCGCGCUUUAUGAACCACAGCUGCAGCCCAAACUGUGAGACCCAGAAGUGGACGGUAAACGGGGACGUUCGCAUCGGACUCUUCACCCUUUGUGACGUCGAGGCCGACACGGAGUUGACGUUCAACUACAACCUGCACUGCGUGGGCAACCGGAGGUCGUCUUGUCACUGCGGAUCAGACAACUGCUCUGGAUUCCUGGGAGUGCAGCCAACGAGCGCCGUGGUGAUGGAGAAGGAGGAGAAGGCCAGGAACGCCAAGCUGAAGCCGAAGAAGCGGAAGCUGCGGCCAGAGGGCAAGCACACGCACGAGUACUUCUGCUUCUGCUGCGGAGAGGGAGGCGAGCUGGUGAUGUGCGACAGGAAGGAGUGUCCGAAGGCGUACCACCUGCUGUGUCUCAACCUCACCAAGCCGCCAUACGGACGUUGGGAGUGUCCGUGGCACGACUGCAGCGUGUGCGGCGCCCCGGCCUCGUCUCUCUGUGACUUCUGCCCGCGCUCCUUCUGCUGGGAUCACGAGGCGGGGGCCCUCACCUCCUCCGCCCUCGAAGGCCGCCCCUGCUGCUCCAGCCACGACCCCGUCAGCCCCCUGGGCUCCAACUCCGGCUCGACCCAGCCACGCCGCUCCGCCCUGAGCCCCGCCGUCGUCAAGGAGGAACCGGAGCCGGAGCUGGAGCCGGAGGCGGACCGGCCGGCUUCAGAGUGACACCGCGGCUCCCCUCAAUACCUCAUUCCCUGUAAAGUGCGCUCCCGUUUGGCCUCCUGGGCUCUGAUCCCGCUCUGACGAAAGGGAAUACAGUGCUUUUUCUUUAUUUUUUUUUUGAACGGUGCUGCGGCCCGAGCCUGAGACACGCCGACGAACACCUCAAUGCCGUUUGUUGCGAGAGCAGAGCGACUGGAGUGUCGGCAGGGGGAAGUGACCAGGGAUCAUCGAGCGCCGUUUUCCCUCCUCUCUUUGCCACAAACGCCACCACUAAUGCUCUCCACAGACCAGACCACCACCUCAUUAUGUUUCGUUUUGUUUUUUGUUUUUUACAGCUGUGGAAAUUGUGAGUGUUGUCACGUCGUCAGAUACUGGAACUUUGAUGGAGGAAGAGGAGGAGGAGGAGGAGGAGGAGAAGCUGAACAUCUCCAUCGUCACGCUGCUCCUCUCCUCGUUUACUUGCUUUAAGCUGCGGUCAGCAUUUAUUCCACACACACAGGAUGGCCGUCUAGAAACGAGCCGGCCUUCCUCCUCCUCCUCUUCCUCCACAGCCGAUCAUCACUCAAGACGUGAUCGUAUUUCUCUCGUCUUCUAAAAAGGGGAGAGGGGGGGAUGGCCGAUUUUUGUGCAAUUCUUUUCAGGACCACACUACAUUCCAAACUUCCUUAGACAUGGUUUUUAAUAUACUUCUGGGUAUAGGUGAAUAUAAUUAUAUACAGUAUCUAUGUUUGUUAAUGUUUACAGACAGAUUCUCUCACUUCAUCUCAGUGAGUGGUGUAUUACGUUUGUUUGUUUCGGUGUUAAGCAUUGCGCAGACCUCCUUGUGAACAUAGUCCUAUUAAGGUGAAAUAUAAUGGUAUAUAGCGUAAUGGUAUGACAUUACAGAAGUGCUUGUGAUUUUUCAUAUUGCCAGUCUCACUCGCCAUUGUGUACAUAAAUUGGCUCAUGGUAUUGUAAAGUACGUGAAGAUCGGGAGGGGCGGAGCCUCGCCUCUCUGGUCGUUCCUGGAAGAAGGAAACUCUUUCCCUUUUUAUUUGUUUUGUUCUGGUCCCACAUUUCCUCCAAUUGCAAUUGCUGUUAUUUGUAUAGUAGACGGAGGGGCUCAGCUUGUGAUCACUGGUGCUGUCUUAAAGUAUUGUUAAUCAGCCUUAAGUUUGAUUCUGGCUGUAGUGACUACUGCCCAGACGCAGUCCGUUUCAGUAACGUCGUGUACUGUGACUGCUUUCUUUGUUUUUUUUUGUUUUUUGUUUCGCCAAACUUUUCCUGAAAAGCACUUUUACACGGCUUGUCGCUCCACACUUUAGCUAGAUCAUACAUAUUCAGAAAUGUGUAUUAAAAGAACAUAAGACAAGUGUUUCAAAAUGGAUACCUCUUCUUGUAGUAACGUCUGAAUUAUAACUGUGUUGAAACUCUUUUUUUUUUUUUUUUUUUUUGUUCUCUCUCGAGUUGCUGGGCCUUUUUUUUUUUUUUUUUGUUUGUUUUUUUUUUAAGGAAAGUGGCCUAAAUGCUGCUGCUUUCUUUUGGCACAAGUAGGAGUGACUGCCAGCCCGGCUUCGUACAGAAAAAGUCUGCAGUGUCCUCGAGACGCACUUCUUCCUUUCUCACCCGGAGAACAUCCUCACGGCUGGGCUUUGUGUAAAGACGUAAUGGUUAUAACAACAGUCCAGUAUGAUGUACAAAUACAAACUUCUGUACAGUGUUUUUAAUCGCUCAUCCGUCAAAUCCAAAUUCUUGUGUAUUUAUUGCACCACAUUUUAUACCAAUUUCUUUUUCAAACACCAGUGCAGUAAUUUGUCUCCCCUCCUCCACCACGGUGUAAGUGAAAUAGAAAUUUAAAAAAAGACAACACGGGGAGUUUUACACAAUAUAUCUGUAUUUAGUCAUUGCGUACGUUUUAGUUUAUUCUCACAUUGGGUGUAAUGACUCCACACUUUUGGUGACAGCCGCUGCUCAUCGACCUGUAUCGUGACUCACUGUAAUUGGUGUUUUAAAGCAGUGUGAAGCAGUUCAAUAUAGGAAUGUAAAGUUGCAGUUUUUGUGCUUUUUUUUUUUUUUUUUUUUUUCCCAAGCCUGGACUCAAGGAAGUUUAACUGUAAACAUGUCUCAGCCAUUUGCUUGUGAUUCAACCCUGGUUACCGGAAAGUAUGUUUGUGCCGUUAAUUAUUAUUAUUUUAAUUUUUUUUUAAAGCCUGUUAUCGUGGUCGGCCUUUACAGUCGCGCUACAGGGUAAAACUGUGCCAAUUUUUCCAAAUCAUUUCAGAACAUUUAGGCUCUCAUCGAACGCAGCGCGCACAUUCAGUCAGUCUCCAGUUUAUUAGGAACAAUGAGCUAAAACUAAUGCAGUCUGACACAACAGUCCUGCAGUAAAUCCUCACUCGUGACGAUUCUGAAAUCAGGUUCUGUAGAGGUUCGUGAAGGAGGAUUCAUUGACUGUUGUGUUAGACUGCAUUAGUUUUAGCUCAUUGUACCUGAUAAACUGAGAGGAACUCUUUCAGAAAAAGGACUAAAGAAAUGGGGGGGCACAUUGAAUGCAGAAAAGUCUUCUGGGGCCACACUGCACAUGCAUUGUUCUGCACAUUGAAGUAAAGUAACAAUAAGCAAAACUGUUUUUUGAGUGGAGGACUUUAAUAUGCUAAAUAUACACACAUACAUAGAUAACAGAGGCACUUCAUCUUGUACUUCAAUGUCUGUAUUUCAGAGGGUUUCAUGAUUAAUUUGUGCACGCUCUUCUGCAUUCAACAGCUGCUCUUCUUUCCUCAUUCUGUCAUGACUGACCCUUUAGGAAGCUGCUUUUUUUUUUUUUUUUCCUUGAAAAAAGAAAAAGACUACUCAAUGAUUUCUUGCAGCUGUCUAAUUUGCGAAACUCUUCUCAUUCAGAGACAAACUUUUUGUUCAGUACUAAUAAUUAGGUUUUUAGUAUCGGGAAGGUGCAUCUUUUAAGUCACUUUUACAACAAACUACAAACGGUCUGCGUGUGUAAACUUGAAUUUUCUUCAUUUUUAUUAUUUAUUAUUGUUUUUUUUACACGUAUGAUUAUUCGACCGCAGGCUUUCUUGACUCUUCUGUUUUGCGGCUUCAGAUAAAAUGUCUGAGUUGUGAUGAACUGGUUCUAAAGCCUUUUUUUUUCUGUCAAGGUGCCUGUUGAGCAGAAAUGCAGGCUUCCAACAUCAAACACUGGUUUAAUCCACUUCAGUUGGAGAGUCUAUUUUUUCUUGCACAGAGUUUGUGUGACAGCCUUUAUUUUACAAAUUUUUUUUUUUACACCCGCAGAUCGCAUGAUCAUUGUUGUCCUCUCCUGCCCUUCCCAGGUGAUCCAGCAGCAGUAUUACAGCGCCAAUCGUUUCAUUCUCUUAAAAUGCUUCUUGUGUGUACGUUUUAUGUUGGUUUCUUCUCAUCGUAGUGCCCACAUUUGUUAUUGAAGAGACAGCAUGUUUUCUCUCAUUUAAGUGACCCUUAAAUACACCCGAGGAGGAUUUUUUUGUUUUGUUUUAAAUGUCCAGGAUUAUUAUAAUAAUUUUUUUUAUAUACACUUCAAUUUAGGAUGGAACCCCCCCCUCCCCUUGUAUGUUUCAGUUCACUGUGACGUCUUUUGUUUGUGCAAUGUGGCCGACUGUCUCCUUUAAUUGACAUGCUGUCCGAGCAGAAAUAGUGUUUGAAUACAUGAAUAAAUAAUUCACCUUCAUAAGCACUCAUCUCUUUUUACUUGUAGUAAAAUUACUUACAGUAACUCUAACUGGGGUCAUAUCUAUCUCUCUUGGUGUUGCUUUGAUUAAAACGUGGAUGAACACAAAAUACCAUGUUGAUUACUGUUCGACCUGUGUUACUGCAUACUGCAUAUUGUCGAAGAACUUGUAAAUAGUUUGCAUUGAACUUGCAUAGAAUCAUGUUAAUGUGGCGUGCUCUUAUUUUUUUGUUUGCCUGUAUAAUUCUGCUUCUAAAUGUGUGUGACUGUUGAGACGACACUCUUUUUGUACAUGACUGUCUUUUUAUUUGAGAAUAUUGAUUCUGUCCUUUUUCAUUCUAAAGUUGAGUUUGAAGAGUUCAGACAUGCCUGAAGUUUGACUUUAAUAAAGCUGUACUCUGUCUCAGUGAAA